Molecule: messenger RNA, 960 nt
Organism: Bubalus bubalis (water buffalo)
Lineage: Eukaryota; Metazoa; Chordata; Mammalia; Artiodactyla; Bovidae
Product: olfactory receptor 2S2
Exons: 1
Coding region: 1-960 (319 amino acids)
Biological process (GO): G protein-coupled receptor signaling pathway
Cellular component (GO): membrane
Molecular function (GO): olfactory receptor activity; G protein-coupled receptor activity
Source: RefSeq, a predicted model, not a curated record
AUGGAAAAGCCUAAUCAGACCUCCUCUGUGGUGGGGUUCAUUCUCCUGGGCCUGUCAGCCCACCCAAAGCUGGAGAAAACGUUCUUUGUGCUCAUCCUGCUCAUGUACCUGGUGAUCCUGCUGGGCAAUGGGGUCCUCAUCUUGGUGACCAUCCUUGACUCCCGCCUGCACACACCCAUGUACUUCUUCUUGGAGAACCUCUCCUUCCUGGAUAUCUGCUACACAACCUCCUCAGUCCCUCUGGUCCUGGAUAGCUUCCUGACCCCCCAGAAAACCAUCUCCUUCUCAGCCUGUGCCAUGCAGAUGUUUCUCUCCUUCUCCAUGGCGGGAACAGAGUGUGUGCUCCUGAGCAUGAUGGCGUUUGAUCGCUACGUGGCUAUCUGCAACCCCCUGAGGUACUCUGUGGUCAUGAGCAAGGCUGUCUAUGUGCCCAUGGCUGCUGGCUCCUGGGCUAUUGGUGGUGUUACUUCUCUGGUUCACACAUCCUUGGUAAUUCAGCUGCCCUUCUGUGGGGCCAAUAUCAUCAACCACUUCACCUGUGAGAUCCUGGCUGUCCUGAAGUUGGCUUGUGCUGACAUUUCCAUCAGUGUGAUCAGCAUGGAGGUGACCAAUGUGAUCUUCCUGGAGGUCCCAGUUCUGUUCAUCUCUGUCUCUUAUGUCUUCAUCAUUGCCACCAUCCUGAGGAUCCCCUCCUCUGAGGGGAAGAAAAAGGCCUUCUCCACCUGCUCUGCCCACCUCACUGUGGUGAUAAUAUUCUAUGGGACCUUAUUUUUCAUGUAUGGAAAGCCCAAGUCUAAGGACUCUCAGGGUGCAGACAAAGAGGACCUUGCAGACAAGCUCAUCCCCCUCUUCUACGGGGUGGUGAUCCCCAUGCUCAACCCCAUCAUCUACAGCCUGAGGAACAAUGAUGUGAAGGCUGCUGUGCGGAACCUGGUGAGUCAGAAAUGCUUCAGGAGAUGA